Messenger RNA from Diplodia corticola, 2673 nucleotides. Its product is annotated as flavin-binding monooxygenase-like family protein. The record is from RefSeq and is a predicted model, not a curated record. NCBI's taxonomy places the organism in Eukaryota, Fungi, Ascomycota, Dothideomycetes, Botryosphaeriales, Botryosphaeriaceae. The transcript has 6 exons. The coding region runs from base 1 to 2673 and encodes 890 amino acids.
AUGCAGCAGUUCUCUAGUCUCUCCCCUGUCCUCAUGGCACCUCUCGGUUCCUUCUUUCUGAUCCUUGCCUCCCUGGCAGCCGUCCUUCUUUGGGGCGUCAGUCUCUGGAACGGCACCGUGGCUGAGCUUUUUGCAGCGGUCCUCCGCGGUCACUUUGAAGAUGGCACGCCUCUGCGAACGAGAUACACGGGCAUAUUCCUUGUUGAUUUCCCCGUAUCUCUGCUGGUGGCAUUCUUCUUCUACGGCACCAAUGGCUCAGAUCCAGGCUACCAGCUCUUCCUGAUCGACGCGUAUUCGACCCUGCAGCCCGCGUUUGUGUGGCUGUACGUGGAAAGCGCACGCAUGGAAUCGAAGCCUUUCCUCAUAGCCAACCCCGUCGUUUGGGGCCUUUUAUGGCAAGCGUUUGGAGGGGCCAUCUCCCUGCCCCUCUACUUCUACCACCACCUCGAGUGGAAACGGAGUCGAAAGUCGCUGCCAUCGCCCGGCGAACAUGCACAGCUACGGGCUGUUCCCCUCAGCUUCAUCAUCGGUGCAGUCUUGCCGGCGGUGGUCGGAAUGUUGCCAAUGUGGAUGGAGCGGUCGGCCUCGACGCACCAAUGGGUCCUGGCCGCCUGGCAGCCCGAUCCGGUGUGGGUGAGCCUGGUUCAGCAUGCAGCGGUUGCAGUCUUGCGCUGCUGGGGACGGCUUCGGUCCUCCUCCUCUUCUGCGCCCAGAACCGGCGUGCGCAGGAACGCCCUUCUUGGCGGCAGCGCCGCCAUGGCCUACCUGACCGCCGCGCUCUCGUCCGCCAUCGGCCACGUCUACGUCGUGGCGCGCGUUCUCGCGUCGAACGAUUGCCUCGUGGCGUUUGGCAGGAUCCACAAGCAGUACAUUGAAAUAAAUGAAGGUGAAUCUUUUUACCUCUUCUUCUUGGAACACGCCUACCUAGAACUUUUCACCACUCCGUGCGCCGAGCAAACGAUAGAUCUGCUGCUUGGCAAUGGCAAAGAAAAGGUUUCUAUUCGUCGGUUGAGCGUCGGAGACCCCGGGCCGCUCGGACCGUGCUGGACACCUUCCCGAGACGGAGAACUUGACACAUUCGCAAUGGCGACAAGCUACGACGUAGCCAUCAUUGGUGCAGGGUGGUACGGCCUCGUCGCUGCACGGACAUGGCUGCGGCUGCGGCCCGACGCAAACCUCAUCAUCCUCGACUCGGACAGCACGGUUGGAGGCGUGUGGAGCCGCGACCGCCUCUACCCCAACCUGGUGGCGCAGGUGAAGCUCGGGCUGUUCAACUACACGGACACGCCCAUGCCGCCGGACGGCGCGACCGCCAACGGCCUCGUCACCGGCCCCAUGAUCCACGGCUACCUGCAGCGGUACGCCGAGGAGCACGACCUGCUGCGCCGCAUCCGCUUCAACACGUUCGUGGAGCGUGCAGAGCCGUGUGCGCACGGCGGCUGGCGCCUGUCCCUGCGCGACGCGCCGGGCGAGGCCGUCGAGACGGAGAAGCUGAUGGUGGCGACGGGCGUGACGUCGAUCCCGAACCUGCCCGACUGCGACCGCGGCGCGGCCACGGUGCCCAUCAUCCACUCCAGGGACAUCGGUGUCUCCUACGACGCCCUAAACGCGGCCGCGGUGAGGCGGGUCACGGUGGUGGGCGCCGCCAAGUCGGCGUACGAUGCCGUGUACCUGCUGGUGUCCAUGGGGAAGGAGGUGGACUGGAUCAUCCGGCCCGACGGCGCCGGUCCGCUGGCCAUCCUUCCCGCCGAGCUGUUUGGCGUCUUCAACAGCAUCGCGGUGGCGUCGACCCGGCUCAUGACUUGUCUCAGCCCUUCCGUGUUCAACACGACGGGCCCGGUGUACCGUUUUUUCCAGAGGACCUCGGUUGGACGGUGGGUGACGGGCAAGUUCUGGGAUGUUGUGACGAGCUUGAGUGACUCGCAUGCUGGAUACAGUCAAGGAGAUCACGUCUCCCGGCUCAGGCCCGAAGUUGAUGGGAAAAGUGUUUUCUGGGCAAAUUCAGGCCUCGGCGUAGUCACCCUCCCAGACUUCUGGCGGCGGCUGCACUCGGGCAAGAUCAACGUCAUCCGGGACAACCUCGACCGAAUUGAAGAGGACCAGAUUGUUCUCAAGUCCGGCAAGAAGGUGGCAGCCGACUUUGCCGUCAUGUGCACCGGCUGGGGCGACCAUUUCGCCAUGUUCGACGACGCCACCAAGCUCCAGGUGGGCCUACCGCUUUUCGGGCCCGCCAAGUCGAGGCCGCCGGCCGACGCCGAGUGGGAUAAGCUGGACAGGGAAGCGGGACGGGCGGUGGACGCGAAACUGCCCUUCAUCGCGUCGCCUCCCGGCCUGAAGAAUGCGCACACGAACCAGGUCCAGCCAAACAGACGGUGGCGGCUGUACCGGCGCGUGGUGCCCCUGUCGCAUGCGGUCAGGGGCGACAGAUCCCUGGCCAUCCUGGGCCAGAUCCACACGGUUCAGACGCCCCUGGUGGCCGAGGUGCAGUCGUUCUGGGCGAUCCUGUACCUGCUCGGCGAGUUGGAGCUUCCGGACGAGGACACCAUGGCGCGGGAAAUCGCCGAGUGGAAUGCGUGGACGCGGAAGAGGUACUUGAGCCAGGGCCAGAAAUUCCCCUAUUCGCUCUACGAUUUUUUGCCGGCAAGUAUCGCACGCAGCCCACGGGGUUUUUGA